Terrapene triunguis (Three-toed box turtle) is the source of this 5796-nucleotide messenger RNA. RefSeq names its product poly(ADP-ribose) polymerase family member 4 (gene PARP4). Bases 1 to 5397 code for a protein of 1798 amino acids. The record is from RefSeq and is a predicted model, not a curated record. Gene Ontology annotation, molecular function: NAD+ poly-ADP-ribosyltransferase activity. Lineage: Eukaryota; Metazoa; Chordata; Testudines; Emydidae. The transcript is spliced from 38 exons.
AUGCCGGGCCCGGGGCAUUGUGGGAGUUGUAGUCCCAACUCGACGACUUCCUGUCCGGGCGGCGAGGGAGGCUUCGGCGUUCGAACUACAGCUCCCGAGAGCCUCGGUCAGCAGCCGGGACGUUAUUGGGCUUCAAUGUGUACACAUGUCAUUGUGGAUAAUGUUGCUGUACUCAGCUCUUAUCAUCUGAAAACUAUUGAGAAGUAUCGACUCCCCAUUGUAAGUGCUGAUUUUGUGUGGAAAUCAGCUGAAGAAGGAAAACUUUUACAGAUUGAUGACUAUGAGUCUAGUAAAUCAUUGGAAGGUAGUUCUGAUCAAAAGCCAAGCCAUUACGGUGAGAAAAAACACUCAUCUUCUGAGCAUAACAUUAAGGAGAAACAGGAUGCCACUGAGAAGAAUGAAAACUGUGGCCCUGAUCCCACUCCCUUGGAAGUCAGUGAGAGCUCCGUUGGGCCCAAUAUGGAGAGCAUCAGAUUUUAUACAGAAAAUGAUCAAGAUAUUCCUUAUUUUCCACAAGAUUUUGAAGUUGCAAAAUAUGAUGCCCUUGAAAAAAUUAGUACUGAGAAAGGCAAACAAGUUGUAGUUAUUGAAUUGCAGUGUUCCCAGGAAUCGUGUGAGUUUCCCUUUCGAAUAUCUGCACACUUCAGCAUGUCAGAUGGAUUCAAGAGUAAAAAACAGUUCAUUGCAACUAAGACUUCUGAAGAAGUAAGAGAAAAUUAUGAGAUUUAUGUUGAAGAUUUGAAGAACCAGGAUUUUCUAUUAAGAGAAACCUUUCCACCUGGUGCAGACUAUUUAGCCUCUAUGAAAUUACAAGAGCUACUUCUAGAGGAAGCCAUAAAUUCAAGCACUUUAUCCCAAGAAAUUAGUGCUUUUGUGGAACUGAUCUGGGCAGAAGCACUUGGUCAUUUGGACCAUUUACUACUUGAACCAGUAAACAACAUCAGCCUAAAUGAUGUGAGCAAAGGGGAAGGUAUUCUACUUCAAAUAAAGAAUGCAAUGAAUGAGGGAACAGCAGCAAAGGCACUGAAAGCGAUGAUGAUGGAGUUCUAUCGAAUUAUACGUCACAAAAAUGGAAUAGACUAUAAUAUUACCAAAAGACUGUUAUCUAGCAAACAGGACCUCUGUCAGCUAAUCAGAGACAUGCUUAAUGUUUGCGAAACAAGUAUGUCAAGCCCUAACCCACCAUCUCUUGCUAAAUACCGGGCUUUAAGGUGCAAGAUACAAGCUAUCAAUCCAAACAGUGAAGAAUUUCUCAAUGUUAAACAGCAGGUGUUGAAAAAUAAUCACAGUGACUGUCCAGUGAAAGUUUUACAAAUAUACAGAGUUGGCAGAAUAAGUGAAACAGCAGAGUUUCUGAGCAAUCUUGGGAAUGUUCAAUCCUUAUUCCAUGCAUCAUCUGUGCGCAACUUCGUUGGAAUUCUCUCCCGAGGUCUCCUUUUACCCAAGAUAGUGGUGGAAGAUCAUGGCAUGGAAAGAACUGAUAUUGGGAAGCUCGGGAGUGGCAUUUAUUUCAGUGAUUCUAUCAGUACAAGCACUAAGUAUUCUCCACCAAGUGAAAUGGAUGGAACUCGACUGUUGGCUGUGUGUAAUGUGGCACUUGGAACCUGCUUGGAUUUGUAUAAAAAAGAUUUGUCAUUAACUAAUGCGCCAGCAGGAUAUGACAGCGUGCAUGGAGUCCGUAAAAGAGCAAACAUCGAUUCAGAUUUUGAGGAUGAUGAAUUUGUUGUAUACAAAACCUGUCAGGUUAAAAUGAGAUACAUUGUUAAGUUUUGCCUUGCUGGAGACCAAGUAAAGCAGUUUCAGCCUGGAAUUGAGACCAGAUUAGAGCAAGAUCGGCCAGCGACCUCACAUUGUCUUUUACAACCCGAAGACUAUGCAUUACCAAGUGUAAAUCUUUUAAACCAUGUAAAAACUGGUCUUCAGGACACAUCUGGAAACCCAGUCCCUCUUGAAGAUAUUCAUAUCAAGGGGAGGAUAAUAGACUUCAUAGCACAGAUAGUAGUGUUUCAGACAUACACCAAUCAGAAUGAUAAUUCCAUUGAGGCAAAAUAUGUCUUUCCUUUGGAUGGCACAGCGGCUGUAUGUGGAUUUGAGGCUUUCAUCAAUGGGAAACAUAUUGUUGGAAAGGUUAAAGAAAAGGAACAAGCACAUAAGGAAUAUAGAGAAGCAAUCAGUCGAGGUGAUGGAGCUUACUUGAUGGACCAGGAUGCCCCAGAUGUUUUUACUGUAAGUGUUGGAAACUUACCACCUAAAACUACAGUUCUUAUCAAAGUCACCUACAUCACUGAGCUUAGUUUUCAGAAUGGCCGUAUUACUUUUCAAAUGCCUGCUGCUGUGGCUCCUUGGCAACAAGACAAAGCCUUAAAUGAAAACACACAGGAUACAGUAAAGAAGGUUUGUGUUAAACAAAUAGGAACAAAAAAGGGUGGAUUCUGUGUGGCCAUGUCUAUUGAAAUGCCAUACAGCAUUGAACGCAUUCAUAGUUGGACGCACACACUUAAAAUAAAGAAAACAGACUGCAAAGCCGUAAUCAGGACUGUGGAGAAUAGUUCCUUGGACAUCUGUGGCUUUGUUCUAGAAAUCUGGAUUUCUCAAGUAUAUCUACCCAGAAUGUGGGUAGAGAAGCAUCCAAACAAAGAGAGUGAGGCAUGCAUGCUUGUAUUUCAACCAAAGUUUGAAACAAGGUUUAAAGGAAUCCAGCUGUCCAGAGAAAUUAUUAUUUGUCUAGAUUGCUCCAAUUCCAUGGAGGGUUCAACACUGCAACAAGCAAAGCAGAUUGCUCUCCGUGCUCUACAAAUGUCUUGUUUUGGACCGAGAGUGAAUGUUAUCAGAUUUGGCACGAAUUUUACAGAAUUUUCUUCAUAUGCAAAGGAUAUCAAAAGUGAUCUUGCAGCAGUGAAGGAGUUUAUUAUAUCUGCUACACCAACAAUGGGAAAUACUGACUUAUGGAAAACCUUACGUUAUUUAAGUUUGUUGUAUCCUUCUCAAAGAGAGCGUAACAUUCUUCUUCUAUCCGAUGGGCACAUUCAGAAUGAGAGCAUGACCUUCCAAAUUGUGAAAGAGAAUAUCAGACACACCAGGUUAUUUACAUGUGGUGUUGGUUCCACAGCAAAUCAUCACAUGCUGAGAUCUUUGUCUCAAUAUGGCGCUGGAGCAUAUGAAUAUUUUGACCCAAAAUCGAAGUAUAACUGGCUAAAAAAGAUAGAAAGCCAGACAUCCAGAAUAUUUUCUCCAGGAUGCAGUUCUGUCUCUAUUAAAUGGCAACAGUUUGACUCAAAUGCACCAGAGCCAUUGCAUGCUCCUGCUCAAAUACAGUCUUUGUUUAACAAUGAAAGACUUCUUGUCUAUGGAUUUAUCCCACGUUGUACUCAGGCCACCUUAAAUGCACUAAUCAAUGACCAAGAAUUGCAAGCAAUGGUAUCAACCACUGAAUUACAGAAGACAACAGGAACACUUCUCCACAAACUCACAGCAAGAGCCCUCAUUAGGGAUUAUGAAGAUGGGAUACUUCAUGAAAAUGAAACAGAACAUGAGAUGAAGAAACAUACUUUGAAAGUCCUGAUUAUUAACCUCAGCCUGGAGAACUCCAUCAUAACCCAGUUUACAAGCUUUGUGGCAGUAGAAAAAAGGGAUGUUAAUGAAAUUCAGCAUGCUGGUCUUCCAAACAUUCUUGAACUUAUAGCUGAGGAAGAUAUAGACUUUUUACCCUACAUGGACUGGGAGCAUGAUACAUCUGGACAUGGAUACCUGUUUUCUAAUAGAGGAGUGGGAUUCGGCAGACGUGAAUUGGCCUCUUACUCUGCUGCCGAACCAGGCAGUGCCCUGACCCCAGAGGAGACCGAGUCCAAGGAGGAGCUGCUGAUGGCUAGCUACUUCAGGGAGACGGAUGACACCUACAGAGCCAAGGUUGUAUUUCCCCAGGCCACCACUGCUGCUUUCCUGUCUGGCCAGCUGGUGGGGACAGGGGAUAUCCCUGACAGUGCACAGAGAUUAGAAGGCAUGGUCCUACCAACAGCAGCCUCUAGCAGGCCGAAGAGAGACGCUGCAGUGCUGGCUCUGCCUGGCUGGCAAGGAGCUGACACCAGGAUCCGCUGUUCGGAAAAUGAGCAGGAUGCUAAUGAAGUUCAGCAUGCUGGUCUUCCAAACAUUCCUAUGGCUCCAGAACAUUUAGACAUUUUACCCUACAUGGACUGGGAGCAUGAUACAUCUGGAUAUGGAUACCUGUUUUCUAAUAGAGGAGUGGGUGAAUCGGUUCCUUUUCAUGAAGUAACUAGUGGUUUUUCUGACCACUUCCAAAUUGGAGGAGAUAAUAAGCUGAAAAGUCUCCAAUUUCAAAGUGACAAAGAACUUCCCUUGGUUGAACAGUGCAUCUUACCAGAUUCCAUUGGAUUCAGUUUUAUAAAGACUGCUGAAGUUGAAUAUGAUGCUGGUGCCACUGAAGUUGGACUAUUUGCAUCUAUCUCUGAGCCACAACCAAAAUUCGGCCUGCAUAGACAAUCACUUUUAAAAAUCAGACUUCCCACGCCUCCAGCUGGUCCGCCUUUUCCUCAACAUUCACAGGCUACUGGCAUUAAUUUUUCUUUUCAAGCUCCUUGCCCUCCUCCUCCUCCUCUUCCUGGUGGCCAACCUCCUCCUCCUCUUCCUGGCCAAGCUCCUUGCCCUCCUCCUUGCCCUCCUGAAUUCACUCAGGGGCUUUCUUCAUAUAUAAAGAGCUCAUUUACUCCUAUGGGCAGAACCCUGAAGAAGGCAAAUUUUGAAGCACAAGUUACUCCUGAAGUUCUUGCUUCACCAGCUACGUUAAGACUAGGAUCACCAAUGGUACAAACUGCACCAAAGGGUAGAGAAAAACUUCAUCGUGAGCUCAGCAAGGAUCUUGUCUUAACAGCAAUGAGGAAAAAAAAGCUUGGUAAAACAUCAUCACAAAUGAGGAUUCAACGAAGUCGACCAAGUGCUGUAACCUGGACUCAGAUUUUUGAGCUCCAAAAUCAGGAUGGCUUUUGGAAUCUCAGCCCAGAACUUGGGGUUAUUUUGGAUCUUGAUGUGGAUUAUUUAACCAAUAUAUUCCUUGCAAAAAAAGGCAUUUGGUCCCUAGGUCCUAAAGGAAGAGAAGUAUUGCAGUUGAUUGCUACACUUUUGGUGCUGCAGUUCAUACGUUAUAAUCAGCAACUGGAAGGGAUAACCUUCAAAUCUCUAAUGAAACUGGAUGAUUCGCCCACUUCAAGUGCUAUUCACUGGGCUUUUGCUUCAGUAAAGAAGGCAGUGGAAUGGGUAAGAAGAAUUGACAGACAAUUUCCAGCCAUCUGCCAUCGACUUGAACUUGGGAAGGAUUGGGACUCUGCCACUAAGAAGUUGUUGGGUAUCGACUUAAUCAGCACCAACUUUCCUCCAAGUAUUUAAUCACAGAAGACUUCUAUAAGAGUUAACUACUUUACUCAUUUUGCAAUUAUAUGACAAAUUACAGGAGUUCACUGCAUUAACAGAGGAUAAUUUGAUUUUAUAUCUGUAUAAUUAUUAGGUAGUUUUAAUAUCCAGGAAAUUAACCAAAGACAUGGAAAUUUGGGGUCUUUUCUUAUAUUGUCAUCAAUAAGGACAGAGUAAUUUUAAAUUUAAAUAUAGUCUUUUACUAAGAGUAAACAUAUACUGUAAUUCACUGUUUAAAACUCAAUAUCUAGCUUCUAUGUUAAAUAAUUUUUAAUUGAAAUUAACCAUUUUGCAGUGCUAAUGCUUUUAUAAUGUGUUUAAUAUAAACUUGAUUUCUUCUAUAAACCUUAUCCACUUCUUUGGACCAGUAGCACU